GUAUUGUCACUGUGGCCGUGCAGCUCUCACCUCCUCUAUACUUGAAUGAACUACAAGUGCAAAGUCAUACUACACUGUUUAGUGUAUUAUUGAAAGAGAGAGAGAAACACUGUCCCAGAGGGCAUUUUACGGUUAAUAGUUACAUACAGACAUCACUUAUUUUCAGUCGCCGAUUUUAAGGAGCAAUGGAGUCUCAUGUAAACGCGAAACGGCUUUUUAAUCACGCGCAUACCCUAAAGCUUCACACGGGGAAUUUAGUGAACCGCAGUCGACUUAAGAAGAAAUGUCCGUCUUCGCCUAGUGAGGAGCUUCAAGACUGCAUCCGAGGCACACUGAGCGAGUUCUUUGCUUCAGUGCCGUCAACACUUGACUCGGAGCUUCCUGGUGUUCUGGACUGCACCAUUCCAGAAAGCACAGAGGCCAUCACCCCAGAGGAGAGAGAGGAAUUAAAAGUGUCUGUCAAACUUUUUCUCACCGAGUCAGAUUGCUCAUCUAUCAGAAAUGCUGUGGACAUGGCUUGUCUGUCGUUAGGUGUGUCUCAGCUGGACUCUGUGAUCAUUGCCCCACCUCCAUUCCCUGAGGGUGAGGCUCAGACGCUGACCCACCUGCAACCACUGUGGGAAGAACUGGAGGGUCUCGUGCAUAGCCAGAAAAUCGCUGCAAUUGGCACUUCAGACUUGGACAAAACCCUUCUAGAGCAGCUCUAUAACUGGGCACAGGUGAAGCCGAGCAGUAAUCAGGUGAAUCUGGCCUCCUGCUGUGUGAUGCCUCCAGAUCUCACUGCCUUUGCUAAAGAGUUUGACAUACAGUUGCUAACUCACAAUGACCCCAAAGAGCUAAUCAGUGCAGCAGGCUUCCAGGAAGCAGUGCAGGAGAGCAGUAAGGAGCUGCAGGUGGUUGAUUGGAGGCUGGAGUGGGUCUUGCGUUACUCCAUCAUCGUCAAGAGCAGAGGCAUCAUAAAAUCCAAGGGCUACAUCGUUCAUGCUAAAAAAAGCAGCGACCAUUAACACAUCCUGUUUGAGGGGGUCCUGAAUUUCUACCAAAUUCGUUAGAGAACUGAAUUAAUCGGUGAUGAAUUUGUCACAUGAAAGUGAAUGAGUCAUUUUUUGAAUGGAAAAAAAAUGGAAAUUCACUUGACUCUUGAAUAGUUCACACACACAUAACAACCAAACAGAAUGUUGAUUUAUACAACUUCAACUCUUUGGACUUUUUUCUCUCAUAACUUUGAAUAUUCAGAUGUCUAUCUGUUCUCAUAGACAUAUGUAAGGUGCCUCUUUUUGUCUGUUUCUCUGUUUUUGUCAGCUUGACCUCGUGUUCUUUUUUGCUUGUCCACGGUAUUUAUCCAAAGGGUAAAAAUCAAAUGUAAAACUGUUAAUAGUGGGUGCUGACACUCCAGAAAAAGCAAUAGAAAUGCUUCAAAUACCAAGUUUUUUUUUGUUUUUGUUUUUUUUUUUUUUUUUAGCUAGUUAGGUAUUUAAGUACAUAAAUGCGCAUGAGUUUUAACUAAGAGGACUAUAACACCAAAAAAGCCCUCAUUUUCAGAUUUAUAGAAGAGAUACAGCUGUAUUGCCCUAAUGGUUUUGGUGAAAAACUUUGAACGCAUUUUAUUUAAAAAUGUUUUGACAAGAAUGGGUUUUUACAAACAGUGUGCCACAAAAUUGUAAAUUUUUUACUUUAAAUUUUAAGUUCUGCUUGCGUUUUAAGUUUGUGUAACAUGUUGACUGAUGCUUUGCUUAGAAUGAUCAGUAGAUGCUUUGUUACUUGUCAGUAGAAAAUUCAAUCUCUUUUGCAUCCCUGUGUAAGCUAAAUGCUUUGCUUAUCUAAGAUAAAAGAAAUAUUCAAAUGAGUAACUGUAGUGGGAUGCUGUUAGCAUGUAUGGCACGAACAGCAUUAAUUAGUUGUAAAUAAAACACUGGAAAAUUCCACACUUGAAAGAAACACAAAUUUAGUACCAAUAUCUAGCAAAUUUUCAGAAUAUAUAUAUAUAUAUAUAUACACAUAUAUAUAUAUACAUAUAUAUACACACAUAUAUCUGUGUUAUUUAUACAUCAGAAAGACGAUUCCUGUCGGGUCCAAAUCGAAAAAGAAAGAAUUUUCAUGUACUGUUCAUGUAAUUACUAUUUCCUAAUCCCAUAUUGUGUUAUACAUAUUUAAACUUAAGAAUAGAAAAUGAACCAUGAA
Messenger RNA from Myxocyprinus asiaticus (Chinese sucker), 2181 nucleotides. RefSeq names its product glutamate-cysteine ligase, modifier subunit (gene gclm). The record is from RefSeq and is a predicted model, not a curated record. Gene Ontology annotation, biological process: glutathione biosynthetic process. The transcript has 7 exons. Bases 186 to 1007 code for a protein of 273 amino acids. Gene Ontology annotation, cellular component: glutamate-cysteine ligase complex. NCBI's taxonomy places the organism in Eukaryota, Metazoa, Chordata, Actinopteri, Cypriniformes, Catostomidae. Gene Ontology annotation, molecular function: enzyme regulator activity; glutamate-cysteine ligase catalytic subunit binding.